Molecule: messenger RNA, 4154 nt
Organism: Metopolophium dirhodum (rose-grain aphid)
Lineage: Eukaryota; Metazoa; Arthropoda; Insecta; Hemiptera; Aphididae
Product: bestrophin-4-like
Exons: 10
Coding region: 510-2156 (548 amino acids)
Molecular function (GO): chloride channel activity
Source: RefSeq, a predicted model, not a curated record
ACGGGCCGGCGGCGUCAGUCAAAAGCGCGCGCGCGCCGCGUCGAAUCGUCGCCGUCGUAUACAACACUUGACACGUCGUCGCCCGAAUCGCCGACCGCGCGCGAUAUAUAAUAUUCCGGGACGAUCGAUAGGAUUUCGCGCCGAUCGAUAGGCAGUAGAGAAGUCCCGCCGUCCGCGUCGAUCGUCGCGCCAACAAUAAUAACAUUGUUGUCGUUUGAAUAGCGAACGUCAAGCGUUCCGCCGGCGACGUUCCAAAAUGAAAACGACGCGCCGACGACGGAGCCGGAGACGGUGAAAUGCAGUACACUAUAUUACGCGUCGUCGUCUUAUCAUUAUAAUAUAUUAUUAUGUGAUACCGCGUUACCUAACCUGUAACCAGUCGCCGUCAUCGUCGGCACCGCCAUCAUCCCUUGUGCCGACAUUCCCUAGCGAGCGGAUGCGGCCCGGCACGCCGUUGAUCAUCAGCUGCAGCGCGGGCCCCAAGUCCUAUAUCGCCGCCGUCGGCCACGAUGACCGUCAGCUACCAGUCCAAGGUGUCGUCGUCGAGCAGCGCGGGAUUCACCAAACUAUUGUUCCUGUGGCGGGGUAGUCUGUACCAGGUACUGUACAGGGAACUGUUGUUGUUCAUGGUGGCGUUCGUCAUCAUCAGCGCACUGUACCGGAACGCGUUCACCGACGCGCAAAAGGAAAUAUUUGAAAAAAUAGUUCGAUACUGUGAUGCCUUUAUUAGUCAAUUACCACUAUCCUUUAUCUUAGGAUUUUACGUGACUUAUGUGGCCAAAAGAUGGUGGAACCAAUACUUGGCUAUUCCAUGGCCCGACAGAGCAAUGCAUGUGAUAUCGAUGUAUGUUGAAGGCAACGACGAUUACGGUUGUAUGAUUCGAAGAUCACUAAUGAGAUAUUUGAUUUUGACAUUGAUUUUGGUAUUGCGUUCUAUCAGUUCACCGGUAAAAAAACGUUUUCCAACAUUAGAGCACGUCGCUGAGUCAGGCUACAUGACCGCCGACGAGAUAGAAGUAUUUUAUUCACUCCCUAAGGUGGAGUUUAAUACUUAUUGGGUGCCCUGCACAUGGUUCAUAAGUCUGUUGAAAGAAGCCAGAAAGUCUAAGCGAAUUGAAGAUUCCGAAGGAGUGAAACUCAUAAUGCAGGAAUUUAUCGACUUCAGAUCAAAAUGCGGUUUUUUGUGGAGUUACGAUUGGAUCAGCAUACCGUUGGCGUAUACGCAGGUCGUUACGAUUGCAACGUAUUCAUUUUUCAUCACUGCCGUUGUCGGGAGGCAAUACGUGGAAGGAUCAAACAAAAUGCUGCAAACAGAACUUGACGUAUACAUACCGGUGUUUACAAUCGUUCAGUUUUUGUUCUUCAUGGGACUUUUAAAGGUAGCUGAACAAUUAAUAAAUCCUUUUGGUGACGACGAAGAAGAUUUUGAAUUAAAUUACUUAAUCGAUAGACACACUAAGGCAGCCUAUUUGGCUGUAGAUUACCUUGCUAAGAUUAAAAUUCCUUUGGUCAAAGAUAUUUACUUCAACGAGUUGGAAGUAUCGAUCCCGUACACAAGUGCGUCUGUACCGUUCAAAAAAAAGUCACACAGAGGAUCAGUUCACCACAUGCCCGUUCCUGAAGACCAACAUAUGAUGUUCCUACCCGAAAUAAUAGAAGAGGCCGACCCCGACCGCUCGAGAAGCAGAAGGACAUCAAUGUGUUCGACCAAGAGUGAAGGAAAAAUCAAACCGAACAGGGAUAAGUUCAAUGAUUCCUAUGGCAUUAUGCAGGUGGUACAACAGCGGACAACGUCAAACGGCUGCGGUGAAGUCGGAGGAGGACAGAACUCGAACGCGCCGGCCAAACGCGGUGGCGGCGGUUUCAGACAGCUGGCUCAGCGCAAGUCGGACGCCGCGCAACCGGUGGUGCUGGUGUCGAUGACCCGGCGACCGAGCUACAAUUCGGGACAGUGGAAGCCGUUCAAGUGGAAAUCGUCGGACAGCGGCGAACAGCGACGCGCUUCCGUCGGCGGCGGUGGCAGGCGCCCGGAACAGCAUCAGCAGACGGAUGUGGACCUGCAGAAAGCGGACCGACCGGAAACAUCGGCGACAGUGGUACCGGAAGGACGCGUCAACGCGGCGUUCGUGCCGGACAGACUGCAACACGACGUGUGAUGCGCAUUACUGCGGCGGCGCAUUUGGGAGGGAUCGUCGGGUCGUACGAUCCCCGAUCCACAAAUCCCUCUCCGCCAAUGCGAACCGAAAUUAAAAUAUUACCCCCGCCAUUUAAUCAUUCCAAUCCCAGCAGCUACACCUUAAAUGAAUAAUAGUAAUUAUUGUUGUUACGGUUGCAUAUUAUGGGUAACCGCACAACGAUUAUUUUACCAAUCAUUUUUCAAACUCCACGAGUUGUGGAACACAAUAAUAUAGUGUUACAAUAUUUUUGUUUUUGUAAAAGAUAAUAUGAUAAUAACUUAUAAAAAAAAAUUGUAUGACCUCGUCAAUUUUUACAAAAACCUUUAGUCCCCCGACUAUUCGAAAUUUAAAAAUUACAGUAUUGUCUUGCGACACUAACUAAAAAAUCCUAAGUACACCACUGACACUAACAUUAUGAGUUAAACAACUUUUUUCAAUUUUAAACUUAGAUGUUUGAUAAAAUGAAAUAAAUUCCUAUUGUAAAUUUUAAAUCGUGUACAUUUUUAUUCUGAUGAAACUGUCUUAAAUUAAAACCACGAAAUAAACCUUUUUAGACAAAUCGUUGAAACAGGACUCUUUCAUUUUAGGUAAAAAAUGUCAUUAAAAAGCCUAAACAUUUGGCUGUGGACAUUUAUUUUAGGACAGACUAGCUACGUAUUCCUCCUAAUAAUUGAUUUGAAUAUAUUUCCGUGGUCCAAUCUUUAACGUAAUCACCUCACCAGUUGAGUAAUUGUGUACAAUUAUUAUUUUAUUUAAAUGUAUCGUUAUAUUAUAUUAAAUUUACUCGCCGCCCCCCCCCCCUUCAAUAUCAGAUGCAGGCUUAUCUUCAUUAUCUUCACAUUUACUAGUUAUAUACCAAUAACGUCUCCAAGAAAGUAUGUCUUGCCGUAUAAGUGCCUAUUAUAGGGACCAAUAAUUAUAUUCCUCCUCACAUUGAUUUUUAUUUUUAUAACUGUAUAGUGUAUACCUAAUAAAUUAUAUAGGUAUAUAAUUCCAUAAUUUUUCAUGUUGUUUAUGAUUAUUUAAUACCCAGUUAAACAUAAUAAUUUAAUUUAAUUAUUAAUAUUUUCAUCAAGAUAUAUUAUUAUAUUAAUAAUAUCAUAUUAUAUUAAUAUAAUACAUACGAUAUUUUAUGGCUUUUUAUGGAUUUUCAAAUUUUAAACAACUUAUGGUACAUUCAUAUCGAAAAUUAUAAACUACAAGUAUCUAUAAUUAAAGUGGGUAGAAAGAAUUUUAAUUAUUAAUUCAAAUUUUUAAUUUUCUUAAAAAUAAAAUUAAUUAAUUUCAUGGAUAAAGACGAUGAUGAGACACUCUUAUAUAUUAUUUAUUACAGAUAUUACAUAUUGUUUUGUAUUAAUUUUCCAUUGAAUAUCCACGCAUUAUAUAAUAGAUAUAACGAUAUAAUUAUAAAUAAUAAUAUAUUAACAAAAUAACAGCCGAGAUUGUGUAGAGGGAUUUAAUUUCCCCACAAUAUAGUCUUUGAUGGACCUUUUCUUUUUACCAUAAUUUUUUAAUCCCUCCCCAAACGAGUCAUGACGUAUUCGCCUGUACAAUAGGAAUAUUCUAUAAACAAUACUUAUAAACCCAACGUAUUUGUACGUUUAUACUCUACAUGAGUUUACAGAACAAUUAUUUAAAACGCCUCGUAUUAUAGUUGUAAAUAAAUAUAGACGUACUUAUUUUUAUUACAUACCUAAUAAUAUGGCAAUAAUUAUUAUAGAUCAGCUGUAUAAUAUUUAAAGUAUACAUAAUAUAUGUAUGUGUCGUGUGUGUAUGUACUGUAUAUAUACAUUAUUUAUAAUAUUAUAUAUAUUUUAUUGUAAUAUUGUACAUUGAAAAAUCGUCUAGCAAGCGAAACGAUGGAAAUUACUAUAUUGAUUCGUGUAUUUCGAAAAUAAUAUGAUUUACACAUAAUACCUAUUCCAAUUAUAAACUUAUAUUAUAUUAGUUAAUAGGUAAGUAUUUUGUAUUAAACUA